AAUAAAAGAAAACAAAUACGAUAGUUCUUUUUUAACUUUGCCUAAAAGAAAAUAAAAAAGAAAAUCUCUGCAGGCCCCAUCGGAUCAACGACUGCGAUUGCUGUGAAAAGGAAAGACUGUAUCACGCUUAACCUGGACCUGCUACCAUUUUAUUUUUCCUUCCUCCUCUUCUUCUUCCAUUCGCUCGGGCUUCUAUCUCUCAAUCUACUGUACUCUGAUUUGCACCUCCGUACUCUGUUUUUGGACCAGAUGGGAAAGGCAAAGCACCGGCAGCUGGUGGCAAUACCUAAGAGCAAGGAUGGUUCUUUAAGUGGCACAGAUUUGGAUUGGGAAGAUAGUUGGGUUAUGGUUAAAAAGCAGAGAGUCACUAUUCUGAUACCUCCCCAGCCUCGGGCCCAAGGUUCUACUGUGCCAAAGCCAGGACCACGGAAGCUUGAAGCCAUGCCUAUAGAAGCUGUAAAUAAUAAAUCCUCCAAGCCAGUUGAGACUCCUAACAGGAUGCCUUCAGUUGAGGAACAAGCGAAGGUAACUUCGGUGACUGCUAAUAGAUGUAUUGAAGUGUCUACAAGAAUUCCUACACAGCAUCUAUCUGCAUCACACAAGCUACCAAGACUAAAUGUCGAAAUGGAAGCGGAAAAUCCCGAUCGAUUUCAUACUUUUAAGUCGCAUAAUGUGCUUGGGGUAUCAAACGUCUCAAAAACAAUCAAGCAACCAAGACUAUUGCUCGGGCAACGGCAUUUUCUUGAUGGAAGCAUACUGCUGAAUCAGAGACUAAGGGCAUCUCUGCUUGAGAAGAAGCUUCAGAAAGCAGGUGGGUUGAGCAGGUGGUUAGCAUCAAUUGGGCUGGGGCAAUUUGUGAAGAUUUUUCAGGGUAAUAUCAGUAAGUUUCAGUUGGUUAAUUUAACUAUGAAGAAGCUGAAGGAUAUGGGCGCAGACGCAGUAGGCCCUCGCAGAAAGCUGAUGCAUGCCAUCGAUUGUAUUUGCCAGCCAUACUGUUUCGAAGCACGCUAAAUGUUCUCUAAUUCUUGUAGCAUCUGGUGAUAUAGGUGUUAAAUUUUGAUCAACACAGUUACAUAUGCAUAUGUAAUCUUUCUUGUAGAUUUUGUAGUUAAGAGACGAGCCUUUACUAGUUGUAACAUGUUAAUUGGCUAUAAGUGAGUGAGAAAUCUGUGUUACAUACUAAAUAUGAUAGCAAUGAACUUUUUUUCCUGCUAAAGAAAACAUCUUUUUCGACUUUCAUCUUU
Molecule: messenger RNA, 1244 nt
Organism: Ricinus communis (castor bean)
Lineage: Eukaryota; Viridiplantae; Streptophyta; Magnoliopsida; Malpighiales; Euphorbiaceae
Exons: 2
Coding region: 250-1011 (253 amino acids)
Molecular function (GO): protein binding
Source: RefSeq, a predicted model, not a curated record